GCUUUCUUAUUUCUGUCUCUUCUUUUGAAAACCCUAGCCCUAGGUUUCUCCGUUGCCUCUCGAAGUCUUCUUGUCUCGUUUCUCUCUCUUUUCUUUUGUUCCUGUCUGAUCGGCCUUUUUCUUGCUGAUUACUUAAAUACGUAGCGAGCCUUGUGCGUCUUUCAUGCUGUUUGGGGCUUAUCAGCAUCGGAGAAGAAUUCCGAGAGCCAUGGCUCGGUGCAUUCCGUAUACGCGUCCGAACUAUUGGAGGGAAGAUGUCUUCCUGAUCGGAUCAAUCAAGAAACUCCAGAUUCAAUGGGGAAACACAAAGCAGAGGAAACAAUUGACCAGGAAGGUGAAUGAAAAGCAGAACAAAAAGAGAUCCAGAGAAGAGCAUGAUAAUCUGGAUUCCUUGCAGCGCAAAAACAAGAAAAGAAAGGCGGACAAGUCUAUAAAAUUCAAUAAAAGCCUCCAUUUUGCAAAAAAAGAAUUUUCUGACCAUUUGGAAAGGAGUGACCUUUCUGAAGAAUAUGAUCCCCCAGCUUUAGUUCUGAACAAAUGCAACUCCUCGAAGGGCACUCAAAACAGUAAAAAUGGCAAUGCUGUUAUGGACUCCGAUCCCAAGAAGCAAAAACCAGGUAUGGUCAUACGAAUUAAGUUGCCUUUGAAGAAGCAAAAGGAUGCCGAGCCAGAAUCUGCAAGCACAAAUCCCAGCUGCUCUUCAAUAUUCACCAAAUCAUCCGCUGCGCAAGCUUUCUUGACUGAUUCUGCUCCUUGCUCUUCUUCUCAAGCUACCGAACCAUCCGAUGUUCAAGCUAUUUUAACUGAAUCUGCUCUGAGAACAAAGGAGCUGCAACCAGAGACAGUUUCCCAGCCUUCCAUCUCUGCUCCUUUCUCCACACCACCCAUCCUUCAAGAAAGAUGGAGCAGUGGUAGGAACUGCACACAGGGAUCAGAGUGGGAGUUGUUCAGAGAUUUGAUAAUAAACUGGAAGCCUCCGUCGAUUCGGCGGCUCGAGGCAGAUGAAGCCGAGCUGGAUUGUCUCUUCGCCACACAUAAGCCACAGGAUGCAAAACCCAGUGCACCGAUUUGCAAAGCUGGCGUCUCUAAUCCUAGCACUGCAAGUUCUUUGCAACCUAGAGCUACCUAUCUACCUGAGUUCAACACGUACCAGAUGCCCUAUGUGAUCCCAUUUUGAAAUUUGGAGGUGGAUGGAUUGAUGGAAAUGUGGAGCUGAGUUGUACAGAACGGAUUAUUUUUCUAUACCAAUGAGGAUUAGCUCAUGUUGUAUUGUUCUUCCUCUCUCAAAUGUGAGAUGAUGGGUUUAGCUUCCACUUGAUUGAUUGGUUUAAAAGAAAAUCCCUUGAAAGGGUAAUUGAAUGCGGUUGUAUUGUAAGUAGAGGAAAUUGAAAUGAAGUUUAGAAAGCAUUUUUUCUAGCCA
Molecule: messenger RNA, 1420 nt
Organism: Dendrobium catenatum
Lineage: Eukaryota; Viridiplantae; Streptophyta; Magnoliopsida; Asparagales; Orchidaceae
Exons: 4
Coding region: 164-1177 (337 amino acids)
Source: RefSeq, a predicted model, not a curated record